AUGUCCUCCCUCCUCGCGCCGCCCGCCUCAACGCGGGGCAUCCUGCCGCCCCGACGGCCAUCCCCGCGCGCCCCGACUGCCCGCGCCGCGCGCUCCCGCUACCGCUUCCGCACCGACGACGACGGCGUCGUCGACGUCUCCGUCGCCGCCAACGACGGCGACGGGUACACGGUCGGCGUGGAGGUCCCGCCCCGCCCGGGCGCCCCCGGGCGACCGGACGGCAACCUCCUUCUCCGCGCCGCGGACUCCGGCGACGCCGUCCCGCUGGCGUCUCCGGGCCACGGCGCCUCCCUCUCGGCCUCCCUCUCCAUCCACGCCUCCCGCGCGCCGUUCAACCUCUCCUUCCUGCUGACCGACGGCUCGGGGGCCGAGAUACGGACCCACCGCCGGACGGCCUUCCGCGUGCCGGUCGGCGUCGGGCAGGGCAGCCCCGCGCCGCUCGGCCUGACCCUGUCGCAGUCCGGGGCCGCCAACUUCGCGCUCUACAGCAAGACCGCCCAGCGCGUCGUGCUCUGCCUCUACACCGCCGCCACCAGCUGCCCCGACGAGCCCGCUCUCGAGAUCGAGCUCGACCCCUACGUCAACAGGACGGGCAACGUCUGGCACGCCUCGCUGGAGACCGUGGCGGGGUACGCCAGCUACGGCUUCCGCUGCGGCCUCUUCGGCACGGGCCACCCGCUUCUGGAUCCGUACGCCAGGGUGAUCGGGGACUUGGUCGCUGGCGAUUCAGUCUACGAGGAAGGGGCCGCUCUGCCGUCCAUGAGCUGCCUCGGAUCGCUGUCAACCCCGCCGAGCUACAACUGGGGCAGGGACAGGCGCCCCCGCCUGCCGUUGGAGAAGCUGGUGGUGUACCGGGCAAAUGUGGCUUCCUUCACCAAGGACAGGUCCAGCGGGCUGCCGGACGAUGUCGCCGGUACGUUCGCCGGGAUGGCUGCAAAGGUGCAGCACUUCAAGAGUCUCGGCGUCAACGCGGUUUUGCUGGAACCUGUGUUCCCGUUCGAUCAGGCCAAGGGGCCUUACUUCCCGUACCAUUUCUUUUCGCCGGCGAAUUCCUACAGCACUGAAGCUUGCAGUGCUUCAGCUAUCACCGCUAUGAAGGAUAUGGUCAAGGCGAUGCACAGAAGCGGAAUUGAGGUCCUCCUCGAGGUUGUUUUCACACAUACUGCUGAAGGAGAAGCAGAGUGUCAGAUGAUAUCGACCCGUGGCAUCGACAGUUCCUCUUACUACAUUUCUGGUGAGAUUGCUGGAUGCAAAUCCGGCAUAUUGAACUGCAAUGGUCCGGUGACUCAGAAGCUGAUUUUGGACAGCCUCCGCCACUGGGUGCUUGAUUUCCAUGUCGAUGGGUUUUGCUUCAUUAAUGCCCCUUUCCUUGUCAGGGGUCCACGUGGCGAGUAUCUGUCUCGGCCGCCCCUUCUUGAGUCUAUAGCUUUUGAUCCGGUUCUUUCCAAGACAAAGAUCAUCGCGGAUCCUUGGUCUCCGCUCGACAUAUCUAACGUGCAAUUCCCGUUCCCUCACUGGAAAAGAUGGGCUGAGAUGAACGCAAGGUUCUCUAUUGAUGUGCGCAGAUUCUUGAAGGGAGAAGCUCUUGUUAGCGAUCUUGCUACGCGUCUAUGUGGUAGUGGGGACCUAUUUGCCAGCAGGGGCCCAGCAUUCUCAUUCAAUUAUGUAUCCAGGAAUUCAGGACUCACUCUUGUUGAUCUGGUGAGUUUCAGCAAUGACGAUCUUGCUUCGGAGUCAAGCUGGAAUUGUGGUGAAGAAGGACCGUCUGAGAACAGUGCAGUCCUUGAGAUGAGGUUAAGGCAGAUAAGGAAUUUCAUAUUUAUUCUCUUUGUUUCCCUUGGUAUUCCUGUUCUGAACAUGGGAGAUGAAUGCGGGCACUCCUCAGCUGGUUCGACAUCAUACAAGGAGAGAGUUCCCAUAAACUGGAAAGGCUUAAAGGCCACUUUUGUUAAGGAAGUUACUGGAUUCAUUUCAUUUCUAGCUGCAUUCAGAAGUCGGCGAGGUGACAUUUUCCAGAGAAGAGAAUUCCUCAAACUGGAAAACAUAAACUGGCACGGGAGUGAUCUAUCUGAGCCACGAUGGGAGGAUCCAAGUAGCAAAUUUCUUUGCAUGCACAUAAUAGCAGAGAAUGAUGGAAACAAGUUAGAUUCAGUCAGAGGUGACUUGUACAUCUGUUUCAAUGCUAAUGUGGAGUCAGUGAGUGCUACAUUACCUGUUCCCGCAGAAGGAUCUGUAUGGCUACGCUUGGUCGAUACAUCGCUUGCGCUUCCAGGUUUCUUCGGCACCGAGUCUAACCCUAAGCGGAAACAAGUGCUAGGAUGUUCCUCCUAUGAAGUAAAAGCGCACAGCUGUGUUCUAUUUGAAUCUACAAUGGAUCUCUCCUAGUUUCUGUGAUAAGCAAUAACUCCGCUGCUAUCUAUUUCUUACUUUGAUAGACUGUUGGUCCAAAUAAGUUGCUGUGUGUUGUAGAUGAUAAUGCUAAAGUUAAUAAAAUUUAGU
Molecule: messenger RNA, 2499 nt
Organism: Lolium rigidum
Lineage: Eukaryota; Viridiplantae; Streptophyta; Magnoliopsida; Poales; Poaceae
Product: isoamylase 2, chloroplastic-like
Exons: 1
Coding region: 1-2385 (794 amino acids)
Biological process (GO): starch biosynthetic process
Molecular function (GO): isoamylase activity
Source: RefSeq, a predicted model, not a curated record